AUGCAAACACAAGUAUAUGAGGGGUUAUGUGUAAAUUAUUUUUCUCCUGCUGAACCACAAAGACAUAGAAUCAAAGUGCUUCUCUUGAACAUACUGGCUUUUCUUUCUUUUUUUCUUCUAUCUCUUCUAUUUCUUGUGGAUAUUAUGGCUAAUAACACAACAAGUUUAGGGAGUCCAUGGCCAGAAAACUUUUGGGAGGAUAUUAUAACGUCCUUCACAGUGUCCAUUGCAAUUGUGCUUGUAAUUGGAGGAUUUAUUUGGGCUCUGUGUGUCUGUUUGUCUCGAAGAAGAGCCAGUGCUCCCAUCUCGCAGUGGAGUUCAAGCCGGCGGCCUAGGUCUUAUAACCAUGGCCUCAACAGGACUGGGUUUUACCGCCACAGUGGCUGUGAACGGCGGAGCAACCUCAGCCUGGCCAGCCUCACUUUCCAGCGACAAGCUUCCCUAGAGCAAGCAAAUUCCUUUCCAAGAAAAUCAAGCUUCAGGGCUUCAACUUUCCACCCCUUUCUGCAAAGUCCGCCACUUCCGGUGGAAACUGACAGUCAGCUGGUGACUCUCCCUUCCUCCAGUGCAGUUCACACCAUCAGCACUUCGCACAGUCUGAGCCGCCCAGAUUUCCACUGGUCCAACAACAGUCUUCGAAUGGGCUUUUCCACACCGCCCCCACCUGCCUAUGACUCAAUUAUAAAAGCGUUCCCAGAUUCCUGAGGACGGUGCUUCUGUUUUUAAUUUGUUUCUUCCUUUUCUUGGCUUUUCUUGAAAGAAGAUGACAAACCAGCUAAACGGAAUUUUGAGGGCAUGACCCAAACAGCUAAUGGGUUCCCGAGCUGAAUUCUGUUCAUGCGCUAUAAUUCAAUGCAGAAAAUGUAAAACACAUUUUCUAUGAAUACCCUUUUUCCUUGUGUCUCACAAAAUAGUAAUAUUUUCCAAAAAGUUAUAUAUUUAUGUUUUUUGUACUCAAUCUGAAGGUUUUUAAGACAAUGAUUCUUAUCUAAGACUCAGCUGUGAUCCAGUAUAUAAAUAUUUUAGACUAAAAUUAAAGCUUUUGAUACUUGUGAUUUACAGUC
Hyaena hyaena (striped hyena) is the source of this 1064-nucleotide messenger RNA. RefSeq names its product MYC target 1 (gene MYCT1). Bases 1 to 705 code for a protein of 234 amino acids. The record is from RefSeq and is a predicted model, not a curated record. The transcript has 2 exons. Lineage: Eukaryota; Metazoa; Chordata; Mammalia; Carnivora; Hyaenidae. Gene Ontology annotation, cellular component: nucleoplasm.